This is a messenger RNA of Balaenoptera ricei (Rice's whale), 789 nucleotides long. It is a transcript of the gene FCGR1A, whose product is annotated as Fc gamma receptor Ia. The record is from RefSeq and is a predicted model, not a curated record. Lineage: Eukaryota; Metazoa; Chordata; Mammalia; Artiodactyla; Balaenopteridae. Gene Ontology annotation, biological process: cell surface receptor signaling pathway; regulation of immune response. Gene Ontology annotation, molecular function: transmembrane signaling receptor activity.
CUGAUGGCAAAGAAUGAACUGGCUCAUGACCAUGAGGCAUCCAGCUCAGCCCUGAUUGGCUACUACUCCAGGUCUCGCAGAGUCUUCACUGAAGGGGAACCUCUGGCCUUGAGGUGUCAUGGAUGGAAGAAUAAGCUGGUGUACAAUGUACUUUUCUACCAAAAUGGCAAAACCUUUAAGUUUUCUCCUCAGAAUUCUGAAUUCACCAUUCUGAAAACCAAUCUGAGUCACAGUGGCAUCUAGCACUGCUCAGGCAUGGGAAGGCAUCGCUACACAUCAGCAGGAGUAUCUAUAACUUUAUAAAAGCUAUUUCCAGCCCCAGUGCUGAGACCAUCCUUGUCAUUCCCCCUCCUAGAGGGGAAUCUGGUCAACCUGAGCUGUGAAACAAAGUUGCUCCCACAAAAGCCUGGUUUGCAGCUUUACUUCUCCUUAUCCCUUGUGGGAAGCAAGACACUGAUGAGCAGGAACAUAUCCUCUGAAUACCAGAUACUACCUGCUAAAAAAGAAGACUCUGGAUUAUACUGGUGUGAGGCUACCACAGAAGAUGGAAAUGUCAUCAAGCACCGCCCUGAGUUGGAGCUUCAGGUGUUUGGCCUCCAGUCACCUACUCCUGUCUAGUUUCGUUUCCUUUUCUAUCUGGCAGUAGGCAUAAUAUUUUUGGUGGACACUGUUUUCUGUGUGAUAAUACAUAAGGAACUACAAAGAAAGAAAAAGUGGAAUUUAGAAAUCUCUUUGGGUUCUGAUCAUUGGAAGAAGGUAACUCCUACCUUCAAAAAGAUAGAUAUUUAG